This is a messenger RNA of Daucus carota subsp. sativus, 1905 nucleotides long. Its product is annotated as transcription initiation factor IIF subunit alpha. The record is from RefSeq and is a predicted model, not a curated record. Gene Ontology annotation, cellular component: transcription factor TFIIF complex; nucleus. Gene Ontology annotation, biological process: transcription initiation at RNA polymerase II promoter; positive regulation of transcription elongation by RNA polymerase II. NCBI's taxonomy places the organism in Eukaryota, Viridiplantae, Streptophyta, Magnoliopsida, Apiales, Apiaceae. The coding region runs from base 105 to 1742 and encodes 545 amino acids. Gene Ontology annotation, molecular function: TFIIF-class transcription factor complex binding; RNA polymerase II general transcription initiation factor activity; DNA binding. The transcript is spliced from 10 exons.
UAUACAUCUCCACCCCCGCAUAAUCAUUCAUUUUCCACACCGAAAACAAAUUAACAAAAUCAUCAAUCGAACCCGCGAUUGCUCCGAUCAUCAACCGAUACGAGAUGUCCGGCGAUUUGGUGUUGAACUCGGUGUGCUGCGUGUGCAAAACGAUGGCGGAAUUGUACGGAAGCAACUGUAAGCACUUGACUCUAUGUGUCUCUUGUGGAAGAUCGAAGGCUGAGAAGGGCGCCAAGUGUACCGAGUGCGGCGCGCCCAUCACUCGCUUGAUUAGGGAAUAUAACGUGCGGGCCUGCUCUAGCACCGACAAGAAUUAUUUCAUUGGUAGAUUUGUGAGUGGUUUACCAAAUUUUUCAAAGAAAAAGAACUCUGAGAAAUGGUCUAUUCAAAAGGAAGGGGUGCAGGGGCGCCAACUCAGUGAUGCGUUGAAGGAGAAAUACAAGAACAGACCUUGGCUCCUAGAGGAUGAAACAGGCCAAUUUCAGUACCAUGGUGUGCUUGAGGGCGCACCCUCAGCAACAUACUACCUACUAAUGCUGCAAGGGAAAGAAUUUGUUGCAAUUCCAGCUGGAUCAUGGUACAAUUUCAACAAAGUCGCACAGUACAAGCAGCUUACUCUGGAAGAAGCGGAAGAGAAAAUGAAAAAUAGACGGAAGACAGCAGAUGGAUAUGAAAGAUGGAUGAUGAAAGCUGCAAACAAUGGGGCUGCUGCUUUUGGUGAAGUCGAGAAGUUUGAUGACAAAGAAAGUGGAGGUGGUGGGGGAAGAGGACGUAAAAAAACUACAGGUGAUGAUGAGGACGAAGCUAAUGUCUCGGACAAGGGAGAGGAGGAUGAAGAAGAAGAGUCCGCAAGGAAAAAUAGACUCGGGCUUAACAGGAAAGGUGGUGGUGGUGAUGAUGAUGAAGAAGGUCCAAGAGGAGGUGACUUUGAUUUUGAUGAUGAUGAUAUUGAAAAAGGGGAUGACUGGGAGCAUGAAGAAAUAUUCACAGAUGACGAUGAACGUGUAGAAAAUGAUCCUGAGGAGCGGGAAGAUUUGGGCCCUGAAAUUCCAGCACCUCCAGAAAUUAAGCAGGAUGAAGAGGAUGAAGAAGGUGAAGAAAAGGAGGGUGGAUUGAGCAACUCCGGUAAAGAGUUGAAGAAAUUGCUGGGACGAACAAAUGGGCUAAAUGAAUCUGAUGCAGAGGAUGAUGACGACGAUGAUGACGAUGAUGAGGAAGAUGAAAUUUUGGCUUCCCCUGUACUAGCUCCAAAGCAGAAGGAUGCUCCCAAAGAAGAACCUGUUGAUAACAGUCCUUUGAAACCUAUUUCUGCAGCAUCUGCCCGCGCCUCUUCAGCUUCUAAGUCUGCAAAGGGAAAGAGGAAGGUUUCUACUGAUGAUGCCAAGGCAGCUGCAGCUGUACCCUCCAAAAAAGCAAAGACAGAAAAUGAUGUCAAACCUGUGAAGGAAGAACCAGUCUCUGCUUCAAAAAAGAAUGUGGCUAAAAAAGGUGCAUCAUCGGUACCCGUUGAAUCUGGGUCAGCAGUAGCUGGACAACCUGUCACGGAAGAUGAAAUCAGGGCCGUUUUGACACAGGAAAAGCCUGUGACCACACAGGAUCUUGUUGCCAAAUUCAAAUCUAGACUAAGAUCCAGAGAGGACAAAGAUGCUUUUGCUGCUAUACUAAGGAGAAUUUCAAAGAUACAGAAAACCACCAACGGAAGAAGCUUUGUAGUGUUGAGAGAAAUGAAACCUGAUGCUUAGCGGUGCCACGCCUAGAUUUUAAACUCGUAUUUCAAUAAGUUUAAAUUCUGCUGUAGUCUUGUACUAUUGUCAACUAUUUUUGGGUUCACUGCAGGUUCAUUUCCCCUUUACUGAACUUGGGAUAUAGUAAAAAAAGAAGAAGUUAAAUUAGGGUUGCGUAAAA